Molecule: messenger RNA, 1257 nt
Organism: Wallemia ichthyophaga EXF-994
Lineage: Eukaryota; Fungi; Basidiomycota; Wallemiomycetes; Wallemiales; Wallemiaceae
Exons: 2
Coding region: 1-1257 (418 amino acids)
Molecular function (GO): nucleotide binding
Source: RefSeq, a predicted model, not a curated record
AUGAUUAACACCGCAGGCCAAAGACGUCGUUCUUCCAUCGAUCCAAGCAAGCUCCAGCCUAUGUACAAGGUUCAGCACAAGCCAGGACCACAAUUCAACGUCAUGUUCAUCGGCGCCGGAAAUAUCAACUUCGGCUCCGAUGAAGGUCCUUGGAACCACAGUGCUCGUAUUGAGAACAAGUGGGGCACAAGGCUUCGUGUUACAGCACUUGUAGAUCCUUCAAAGGGUAGAGCGGAUCAGGAGCUCGAGAAGAAGAGAUCUUCAUUCGUUGCGAUUGCUUACAACGACACCAAAUGGUUCUCAAACCUCAAUGAUGCCGUCGCUGGUUUGAGACCUGAUGAGCUUCCAGAUGCGAUCAUUGUUGGUGCACCACCACAAUUCAGAGGUGGUUUGAACCCACCAGCCAACCUCGAGUUGGAUUUGAUCGACAAAUUCCCAAAUGCUGCUCUCUUCUUGGAGAAGCCAGUGACAACUGGUCCAGCUAAAGAAGCCGUUGAGGUCGGUAAGAAGAUUGCUGCAGCAGGGAACGUUACAUCAGUUGGAUAUAUGCUGCGUUAUUCACGUGCUGUUCAAACCAUGAUCAAGAUUAUUGAAGAGAACAACUUGACUGUUAUUGGCACAGUUGCCAGAUACAUAGCAGCUUAUGAGAAGAUUGCAAAGGAAGACUGGUGGGACAAGGCACGCUCAUGUGGUCCAAUUGUCGAACAAGCCACUCACUUCUGUGAUCUCUCAAGAUACUUUGGUGGUGACGUCAGUUUGGACACUGUUCAAGCUCACUCAGUUGAGUGGAACGAGGAGCCAGGAAAGUUAUCCAAGAUGCCAAUCAACGAGGAGAAUAUCAAAAUGGAAGAUCGUAUCCCAAGAUUUACCACCGCCAACUGGAAGUAUGACACAGGAGCUGUAGGUACACUUGUACACGGAGUUGCGUUGCACGACACAGACUAUUACACUGAACUUACAGUGUACACGGAUGGACAUCAAUUGCGUUUAGUUGAUCCAUACAAUAACCCAGCAUUGUACAUUAGGAAGCCAGGCUCGAAUGCCGAGUCACACAUGAGCUUUAGCAACGACGAUUGUUUCUACUCAGAGAUAUCAAACUGGGGAGAUGAGAUUGAGAAGCACGCAGAGCACGUCACCGAAGAGGACCUUGACACGAGAAUCCUUUCAACAUAUGAAGAUGCUGUACAAUCAUACGAGUUAACAUGGGCAAUUCGUCACGCUGCUGAAGCAGGUAGAAAAUUCCCUGCUCAAAAGUAA